Messenger RNA from Micropterus salmoides (largemouth bass), 1630 nucleotides. RefSeq names its product NLR family, CARD domain containing 3 (gene nlrc3). Gene Ontology annotation, molecular function: protein binding. The record is from RefSeq and is a predicted model, not a curated record. Gene Ontology annotation, cellular component: centrosome. Lineage: Eukaryota; Metazoa; Chordata; Actinopteri; Centrarchiformes; Centrarchidae.
UCCAGAGUGCGGCGAACAGACCAACUUAACAGGCUCACUGAACUACGCGACAGUGAAAUGUUUGCUCCCACAGCUGCUGUACUGCAGCCAUCUCAGGUUAGAGAACAAUCAUUUCAAAGAUGAUGUCAUGGAGUUGCUGGGAAGCCUCCUCAGUGCCAAAGACUGCCAUAUCCAGAAGAUAAGUUUGGCAGAGAAUGCCAUCAGCAACAAAGGUGCCAAAGCCCUGAGUCGAGCCCUCUUGGUGAACCGGACGCUAACGUCUCUCAAUCUCCGGAACAACAACAUCGGCUCUAAAGGUGCGAAGUUCCUGGCAGAGGCUCUGAAAAUGAACCAAGCCCUGGUAUCAGUCAACUUCCAGAACAAUGCCAUUGAGGAGGAAGGUGCUCAGGCCCUUGCAGAAGUACUGCAGUGCAACCGCAAACUGGUGUCUCUGAAUAUGCAGAAGAAUACGAUUGGAGCAGGAGGAGCCAAAAGGAUUGCAGAUGCACUGAAGACAAACCGGACUCUCACAAAGCUGAAUCUUUGUAGCAACCAGCUUGGGGACAAAGGAACAAUCGCUCUGGCAGAGGCUUUGACAGUCAACCACACUCUGCUCUCACUUCAACUUCAGAGUAAUUCAAUCAGCAACAGGGGGAUGACAGCCUUAACCAAAGCACUUCGGCUAAACUGUGGCCUUGUCUCCUUGAAUUUAAGGGAGAACUCAAUUGGGGUGGAGGGAGCAAAGAACAUGGCCCAAGCCCUCCAUGAAAACAACUCUCUACAAGACCUCGAUCUCACAGCCAAUCUCUUGCAUGAUGAAGGGGUUCAAGCUAUAGCUGCCGCAAUCAAGUUCAAUCAAGGCCUCACCUCUUUGCAUCUCCAGUGGAAUUUCAUCAAGUCCUCUGCCACUAAAGCUCUGGCCCAUGCUCUCCACUCCAAUGCCACAAUGCAGCUCUUGGAUCUACAGGAGAAUGCUAUUGGGAAUGAAGGCGUCAUUUUUCUUGCUGAAGCCCUGAAAAACAACGCAUCUCUAUGUACAUUAUGUCUUCAGGGAGUCUCAGCAGGCACAACCGGUGCCAUUGCAAUGGCAGAGGCUCUAAUGACCAACCAAACCCUGCAAACAUUAGAUUUACGUGGGAACACCGUAGGGAUGAAAGGAGCGAAGGCUCUGGCUAACGCAUUGAAAAGCAACAGAAGCCUCAAGUCGUUGAAUCUGCAGGAGAACUCUCUGGGUAUGGAUGGAGCCAUAUUCAUUGCAACGGCCUUGAAGGGAAACCACCAGUUGACAUAUAUCAAUUUGCAGGGAAAUGGCAUUGGAGAAUCUGGGGCAAAAGUCAUAUCUGAUGCUAUAAGAGCCAACGCUCCAGGCUGUGUCGUGGACAUCUGACCAAGAACAGCCUCUGCUGAGGGAGGUCACAUGCAGCACAGAAAUAAUAUUAUGCAGUGUUAUCAAAAGAUGUAAACUAUGUAAUUUAAUUAAACGCUAGCUGUAUAUUAGUACUGGCUAUCACUCUGUAACUGUUAUACUAGUUUCACUGUGUUUUUGAAUACAUAUUUAUAAUGACAUUGUUAUUGAAGUAUCAGUUGCUAUAAGAGACAACAUUUUCUGUUAAUGUGAAAUAUACAUCCAUAAGUAAAGAGUGGAACUGCG